GGGGGGCGGGCGGGCGGUGGGGCUAACGGGCGGCGGUGUGUGUUCGGGACUCAGUUCCGUGUGAUUUUUUUAUUCCAUGUCGAGGACGAGUUGCGCUGUCAGUCGGUGUUCCGGGAACACACCCGCGCGGUCACUAUGAUUAAAGCCAUUCUGAUAUUUAACAACCACGGCAAGCCGCGGCUUUCCAAAUUCUACGAGCGUUAUAGUGAAGACACACAACAGCAAAUCAUCAGGGAAACAUUCCACUUGGUGUCAAAAAGAGACGAAAAUGUCUGUAAUUUUCUGGAAGGCGGCUUGUUAAUUGGAGGGGCUGAUAACAAACUUAUUUACCGACACUAUGCAACUUUGUAUUUUGUCUUCUGUGUGGAUUCUUCAGAAAGUGAGCUGGGGAUCCUGGACCUAAUUCAGGUGUUUGUGGAAACAUUAGACAAAUGCUUUGAGAACGUGUGUGAGCUGGAUUUAAUUUUCCACGUAGACAAGGUUCACAAUAUUUUGGCUGAGAUGGUGAUGGGAGGAAUGGUUUUAGAGACCAAUAUGAAUGAAAUAGUUACUCAGAUCGAUGCUCAGAAUAAACUGGAAAAAUCUGAGGCUGGUCUAGCAGGAGCUCCAGCCAGAGCUGUGUCAGCAGUAAAGAAUAUCAACCUUCCCGAAAUUCCUCGAAAUAUUAACAUCGGAGACAUCAGCAUAAAAGUGCCAAACCUGCCCUCAUUUAAAUAAAAUUCACGGCUUCCAGUUUGGAACUUUUUUUAUUCAAAAAAAGCUUACCACACCAAUUGUUUACCAAAUAGAUAAAAGGAAUCAAUUGAUAUUGUUUAAUUGCAAAAAAAAGUUUGAUGGGGAUAAUUUACUCUGAUGUAUUUUGCAGCAAAGCCUCCCUUCUCCCCUCCCCCCCACACCCCCACCCCACAGACAUAGAAAAAGAUGGAUUAUUUUGUGUUUAAUUUAUGUUUAAAUUCAACGUGUUUCCUGUACAAUUUUCCAUUUACAUUCCGGUACCUUUUGUGAGGGGACUAUUGUCCACUUGCUACUAUUUAAGUGAAUUAUUUAAGACAAAACAGUAACUUUGUACAAUCUGUGCUCUGAAACUAUUCUUUGUAUAUCUGAUUAUACCUUAUAAACAGUAAAAAGAGAUCACUAACUAUUUUUGGGGGUAUUUUGUAUUUAUUUAGAUGUCUGUUGAAUAGUGGAGCCACCAUAAGCUUGUAGGAUGAUUUUUGCUGUUGCAGUAUUAUGACAACUAAAACAAAUGUUUUAACAGAACUUCAUGAAGAACGUCGUCAGCUUUUCCAUUCCAGCAUUCCUUUCUCGUUUCAUCCCCCUCGUUUACCAAGUAUUUAGCAUUAUCUGACCAACUUUGCACUUUGUAGUCAUUUAUAAUGUUUUGUAGCCUGGAUUUCUAACAUAUAACAUGGUAGAAACCAAUUUGGAUCAUCUCACUCACAAAUCGCUGCAGUGUUUGGAUUCACCAUAAAGAGCUAUCUUUUGGACUUUUUAAGUUGUCUGGGAUGAAAAGGACAAAUUGUAGUUUGUUCUAUCGCUGCCAAUUGUAUGACAAACCACUACAUGCUGCAUAAAAAGAAAACCUGCUAGAAAUGCAGAACAAGGCAUUCAUCUUGUGAAAGUCCAAGCUUCUGGUGGGAGGGAUCCUUCAUUAUGUUUAUUUUUAGCAUUUGGUUUAUGAUUUUUUAACGUAAUUUGAGUUUUACAAUAGAAACUGUAGUCCACUAAGCACAAUAUGUUUUGCUCUAUGCAUUACUUAUGCAACAACUAAAAUACAAUUAUGAUACAUGCACUGGUAAAAUUGUAACAUGUGUAUGAUUGGAAAAAUACUUGAAAUUGGCUUCUAAAUUUUGAGGUGUGAUGUAAAACCGUUUCUGGGGGUAGGGAAAUGGGAAGAAUUCACUUGAUGCAUUGCAGAUUCAGCUGAAAUGAAAUUCAAAUAUGUGAGGAAUGUUUACAUAGAUUAAAGAUGCGGGUUAUCUUUGUGGUGGUCAAUUAUCGUAACUAGUUCAUAAGUCAUCACACUUGCUAGCUAAACGGAAAUUCCUUUUACUUCUAUUGGACUAUGUACCAAGUAGUGGAGACAUUUGUAUCUUACAGCAAAAUGAAUGGCUUGUACCUGUAUUACCCUUUUACCAGAUCAAUAAAGUUUACUUUUGUCUUGA
Callorhinchus milii (elephant shark) is the source of this 2165-nucleotide messenger RNA. RefSeq names its product adaptor related protein complex 3 subunit sigma 1. Gene Ontology annotation, biological process: Golgi to vacuole transport; intracellular protein transport. NCBI's taxonomy places the organism in Eukaryota, Metazoa, Chordata, Chondrichthyes, Chimaeriformes, Callorhinchidae. Gene Ontology annotation, cellular component: AP-3 adaptor complex; membrane coat; intracellular membrane-bounded organelle. The coding region runs from base 136 to 717 and encodes 193 amino acids. The transcript is spliced from 6 exons. The record is from RefSeq and is a predicted model, not a curated record.